AUGAGCUGCUCCCGCACAUUUAGCCACGUCCUCCGCGGCGGCCUCAGUAUCAACGUACGUCGUCAGGCACUGGUCACUCGUGGUGACCAUGCGCAUCGUCCACCACCUCCUCCUUUUGCACGCAUUAAGGCGCCCGCACAGCCGCUACAUGAGGAAGCAGAGCUGGUUUGGAACGAUGGCGUCUCCCCUGAGACGCUUAUCGACUUCGACGCGCCGCACAUUCCUAAGUAUCAAGCGUUGAGACACUGGCUCUAUGGACUAGGCUUCUUUGUCACGCUAUUUGGUGUCGUAACGAUCUACAACCCUGACUCAUGGCGACAAGCAGCUAAGCGAGGUAACCACCUACCAGAUCUGAAGUGGGAGCUGGGUGAAGCUGAUGAGCCUGAAGGAGAGAUGGAUGAGUAA
Molecule: messenger RNA, 405 nt
Organism: Peronospora belbahrii
Lineage: Eukaryota; Oomycota; Peronosporomycetes; Peronosporales; Peronosporaceae
Source: the annotation of a GenBank genome assembly